UGUUAAUGUCUACUCUAAGAAGCAAGUUGGUGUUUGCCUGCGACAAAGACUUCCUUUCAUUCAAGUGUCCGAACAACACGGUCAUUACGAUAGAAAACGCUAAUUAUGGACGGCAGGUCCCAAAUAAACACAUGUGCCCCUACAGAUGGAGCACCGUUGGCAGCUAUCAAGUUAAGCAGUUUCAUGAAGACACCAACUGCAAGGCAAUAAACUCAAGACAGAUUAUACAAAACAUGUGUGAAAGCAGGCAGCUUUGUAAGAUUAGCGUCUCAAGUGAUCUGUUUGGAGGAGAUCCCUGCCCUGGGACAAACAAGUACUUAGAUGUCACCUAUAAAUGCAAACCAAGUACAUUUCGUAACAUGGUUGUAUGUGAAGACAGUCACAUGAUGCUUCAUUGUGACAAUAAAGAGGUUUUAGCAAUACACUCAGCUGGUUUUGGUCGGCCCAUUGCAGAGAAUAUGAAAUGUCCGUCAUUCACAAUGGAUGAAACGGAAUGUGAGUCUCAUAACUCACUUGAGGAGGUGAUGAAGAGAUGCCAUGGAAAGAGACACUGUGCUGUCAAGGCAAGCACAAGGGUCUUUGGGGAGCCAUGUCAACAGGGUACCUACAAAUAUCUUAGCGUCAUCUAUACAUGUGUAUCAAAGCGGAUAUUUCGUAAGCCUCGACGGUUUACUGGUAUUCCGACGGUGCCAUAUAACUUUGUUAUCAAUCCAACCUUCCCAACGUAUAGUCAAGGGUAUGAUCAUCGCAGCCAGUCACCUAAAACCAUGUCUGAAUCAACGGAUAACCAACCAGGAGGUGAUAUUUUUAGUACAACAGGGUCUAGCGUCUACGCAACCAGGACGCCUUAUAAUAUCAGCUAUGAACCCACAGUGCAAGCUGAACAAGAAGAAUCAAUGGGAUUCUUCACUGGUAUAUUAGCAGCUAUUGGAUACAUCCAAAUGAACACAGAGGUAUUUAUUUUGUACAUGUCCAUUGGAUGCUGUAUGGGAGUGUUGGUAACUUUACUAUGGUGUGUCAUCAGACUUCAAUGUCAGAAUUAUGAUCUCAAGAAAAAACUUAAGGAAUCAAAUAUUCCCAAGUCAGAUACUGACGCAGUGAAUAGAACAUUAUCCCGCAACGGUUCCAUCCUGGAAUCCGUGCGGCAAGAAAACCGAGAAGACAUUAAUGAAAUAUGGAACACUCCGCCCCCUCCACCACCAUCAACUUUAACGCCGCGCCCUGAAAAUGGUUUCCACACAAACCGGAGGUGGGAUUCUCCUUCCCCGAUAACGACGCCGACGAGGGAGGUUAACUCGCUACCGGCAACGAGGAAUCUAAACAGUUACUUCCCAUGACUAGGCCGAGAAAGCCAUCAUCAAUCAGCUCAUGAAUAUGCAUUGGGUCUGGAUGAUGGCACAAGUGUGUGAUGAAGCGAGGGCGCUCUUUGCAAAAAGAGGAACACUGCUCUGAUAGUAGCCUGAUAAACAUCUGUCAACACACUCCGAAGCUCAUGAGUUACACCAGAUACCAGCCUUGAGUGACUACCGUGACGUGUAACCUUUGACCUGGCAUUAAUUUCACAUGGAGAUUCCCAGUCAAAUUCUAUUUACAGUGUAUACAUAUAAAACAACAUUCAAUAAAUAUACCAACAUUUAGCAGGCUGCAUGCAGCUGUCCGAAAGUGCAGCUGGCAAACAUCACCUCAAACCAAUCGAAACAGAGCUAUGGAAAGCUUGUGCCACGGCACAUGGAGAUUCGCAGUCAGAUCCUAUGUACAGUGUAUACAUAUAUAAAGCAAGGUUAAAUGCAUUUACUUGUAAUAUGAACAAAAUAUAUACAUGAACAUGUACCAGCAUUAUGCCUGCUGCCUGCAGUUGAAAG
This is a messenger RNA of Asterias rubens (European starfish), 1862 nucleotides long. RefSeq names its product protein eva-1 homolog C-like. Gene Ontology annotation, molecular function: carbohydrate binding. The transcript is spliced from 8 exons. The coding region runs from base 6 to 1337 and encodes 443 amino acids. Lineage: Eukaryota; Metazoa; Echinodermata; Asteroidea; Forcipulatida; Asteriidae. The record is from RefSeq and is a predicted model, not a curated record.